Messenger RNA from Lodderomyces parapsilosis, 6954 nucleotides. RefSeq names its product protein kinase (gene MEC1). The coding region runs from base 1 to 6954 and encodes 2317 amino acids. Gene Ontology annotation, biological process: protein phosphorylation; telomere maintenance; DNA damage checkpoint signaling. NCBI's taxonomy places the organism in Eukaryota, Fungi, Ascomycota, Pichiomycetes, Serinales, Debaryomycetaceae. The record is from RefSeq and is a predicted model, not a curated record. Gene Ontology annotation, molecular function: protein serine/threonine kinase activity; protein binding. The transcript has a single exon. Gene Ontology annotation, cellular component: nucleus.
AUGGCACCAGCACUUAAAUUGAGUUUAGAGGAGCUUCACCAGUUUUUAUCCGACAUAGAGGCAAAUAUAAAUGAUCAAGAAACUGAUUUCAGAAAAUUGAUUCUUUACCUACUACAGUUUUUGAAUGCUAAAUUGAUAGAAACAUCCAUCCUGGAUCGAAAAGAUGCCGAAGAUACAGUGUUGAAGAUUAUUGACACUACUGAACUUGUUUUGGGCAAGAAAUUGUACUUGUUGAACUCGUUGUUAAAGUAUCUGGAAAUCAGCUUGAUUCAUGUACCAAAUUCAAGUUCAGGUUUGGUUGCAGUUCAAGAAGUGUUACUCUACGAGUGGGUGAUUUCAUUUCUACUAUCCCAUAUAUCAAACAUAUGGCGCAAGCUGAAGAUCCUCCAUCAUGUAAAGAGUCUCCUUAUACUGGUAAUCAAUUUGGUGGCGACAAGAUUGCAUAGUUUCAAGUUUGUAAAGUUGCUACGAGAGAAUGUUACACGGAUAUUGGAAGACGAUAUUACCUUUUGCUUGAAUGACAUUUUAUCGAGCACCAAUCCAACCUAUCUCAAAAGACUAAUAUCUUCAUGUCAUUUGUAUUCUGUUGUCAAUGAUUAUGAUAUAUCCAAGAAACUUUUAUUGAACUUGAGUAAUCAUCAACUAAAAUAUGAGAGCUUUGGAAGGAAAUUGUGGUUUAUACUUCAAGAAAUGAGCACAUUGAAUUCAGAUGAUUCAUUUUACAUGAUGGAUAAUUUAAAAUCGUUGAUUUUACUUACCCAUUUGGACAAUGUGCUUCUUGACGAACAACGAACAUGGGGAAAAAUCUCUCAAUUAUUAACAUGGGUUGCAGAAGUUUUGUUGCAAGAUUUUGAGCAAUUGCGCAGUACCUCUAAUGGGUUCGGGUAUCCAAAUUUGACACAGUCAGUGUCGUUAGUAUUGUUCAAGAUAUACACAAUUUGUUUUGAAAGUAGGCUCGUGUUCAACUUUGAUUCUGUUUUCGAUUUACAAGGGAUAAUAGAAAAGUCAUCGAAUCAGCCAACGUUUCCUAUGUCAAUCAAAUGCACUUUAGCCACGAUACAGAAUCAUAUUAGACUAAACAACUCAGGCUCCCAAAUGACGCAUGCAGCUCCAAUAGACUUUAUUAAUUACCAAUACAGUAACCCAGAGUUGAACGAUUUAAAGUACAAGCUUAUAACCCCAUCACAUGCCAAUGACGAGAACUUGAAGUUUAUAAUUAAAGCUGAUCUUGAGUACCGCCCCGAAGCUAGUAACUCCAACGGUGCUAUCAAUGACAUCACUUGGAUUCGUCACAUUCGAGCUUUGGUUAAAAGACACCCACAAGAGAUGGAAGCCGAUGAAACGUUGUAUACUUUAAUUACCGCGUUGGGAAACUUUCCAGCUAGAUCUUUUGCUAAUGUAAAGGGCCCACUCACGGACGCCCUUCAAAUCAAGCAUCCUUAUCCACUAAUCAGCAAAAGCAGACCACUUGUGAAGAGUACCACAGAAUCAUUGAUUUUGGACGAAAUCAUUCAAGAGUUUUUCCUUCCUCGGAUGCAGCUUUUGCAAUCAAAGCCUUUACUUUGCUGUAACUUCUUUCUCAUGAUAUACAAUUACUAUGCAAGCUAUUUACCCGUAUUUGAUGAGGGUCAUGAAAAUUUGUUGAGCAAAAUGCUCACCAUCCUUUCGACUCAUUCUAACAGAAACGUGCGAAUGAUGAUUAUUCGCGUACUACCCUUGUACCUCAUUCAAGAUACGGAUGAUACCACACUUGACCAAAUCUUUAAAUUCGUCUUCCAGAGAAUAACGGCGAUUGAUUUUAAGUCACCCAAUCGGCGUCAUUUUGGAGAAUCAACUAUAUAUGCGUUGAUCGAGCUAGCCCGUGUUUGUAAUGGGGAAAGAUUAUGUGCUGUGUACUUUAAGCUUGUGGAUUGGCUAGGUGAGCCCAAUGAUCAACAUCUGAAUUACGUGUACUGUGGAUUUUUGGAUAUUGCCAAUAGCAAGAACAUAUCCACUUACAAAUUGUUGUCUCCUUAUUUGCCUAGUAUCGCUGACAUAAUUAUAAAAAAAGAAAGUUUAUUUGAAAAGUUUCUCCUGGUAUUGGGAAUGAGUCGGAAAUAUUUCCUAAACAGGACAAAGGAGUAUACUGUCCCCAGAUUAUUGGAAUAUCACAAAGAUCCAACAUUGUUGGUGCAAAUCGCCGAGGCGGCCAACAUGUCGAUAAAAAAAUUACUUGCACAGAAUUUGCCACGAAUACUUGCCACAUAUUUAGUAAAGGACCCACAAAAUGAACGUUAUGUCGUCAAGGUGUUGAGUAGUGUGUGCCCGCAUUACAGGAUGGUUUCGAGUGAUGAGAUUUUUACCCAUAUCGGUGACAUCACCUGGCAUAUAUUGAUGGAGAUUCAAAUGGACGAAAAGGACGAUGUCCGGAACUUACCUAAUAUAAUAUCCGCUUUAGAGAUUGUGGCGAAAAACUUGGCAGCUCAAAAGAAUCAAAGGGUUCAAAAGGGUAAAAUGGCUAGCAUGUUGAUCGAAGAGCAAGUCUUAUUAUUGGUCCAAAAGUUUAGUGACGUGACCCAUCUGUUGCGAGGUGCCAAACCUUAUUUGGAGAGAAGAGCAUCGUUUAGGGCAGUCUUGUACUUAAUCAGGAACCACAGUUUAGCUUUGACAUCGGCUUUAGGGCAAUUGUCUACAUGCUUACAAGCCACUUUAGAAGAACCCGACUUUCACAUCUUUACAUUAAAAUGCUGGCAUGAGUUGGUUCAAAAGUUACCUCCUACUCAUUUGAUUUCUUUAUUUGAUAUAAUAAUAUCACUCAUUUUUCAAAAGUUCCAGUCGUUUGGACCUGAAGCUCAAGAUAUUGCCAUUGACAUCUUGAAAAAGAUUUACAAAGAGAUAAAGGACAAAUACAAUCGGUACUCAUUGUACUACUUGUCCAUCCCCUUCUUGGACUACAUGUCAGAUUAUAGCUUCGUGAAGGAGUUUAAGAACAUGAGGUCACCGUCAAGAUUGACAAUUUUUCAAGAGUUCAAUAGACGGCUUCGGACAAGUAAUCAAUAUGUGGUUGAGCAGGCGUUAUUUGAUCUUUACAAUUAUUGCAAGAAAUUCCAAUUCAAUUGCCAAGCGGAUUACUUCAAAGAUCCUAGUUUACACGAUACCAUAACGACCUUAGUUCGAACUGUAAUGGAUACUGCCACUCAUUUCAAAAAUAGGAAUCGCAAGAUCACCUCGCUGUGUGCUAAAGUGUUGGCCGUUGUUGGUGCUUUGGAUGCAAACAAAUUCCAUUUCAAAAGAGUGGAGCAACUGAUUGUCGUUCAGCUGAAUUUCGAGAGUGUAAAGGAGAAUGCCGUAUUUUUGAUUGAUUUGAUUGAAAACUAUGUUUGGAAUAUCUUUUGGGCUUCAAAUGAUCCACAGAAGCAAUUGUUUGCUGCAUAUGCCAUGCAGAGUUUCUUAACAAUAUUGGAGGUACGCAAAGAGUCAUUAAAGGAAAACAACGGUACUUGGAAUAAAUUUAGUGACGUUGCCAAAUCAACUUUAACUCCAUUGUUGAGUUCCAAGUAUUCAGCUCCAAGACCCAAGUUGGAGCCAAUGCAAUUCCCUUACUUUAAGCUGGGGAUGAAGUAUGAAACUUGGUUAAUUGAUGUAACUUUGUAUUUGUUGAAACGAGCAAGUCACUAUGAUAAAUCCAAAAGUCCCAAUCUGAGACAGCUCAUUUUCCAAACGUGUGCCAUUUUAGUUCAAAAAGAUCAUAAUAUCUCCCUUUGUCAGCAUCUUUUCAAAUAUGUGGUUCUCAGUCACAUUCUAUGCUUACACCAAGAUGUGGAAAAGGAAAUGCUUACCGAGUUUCAGAAUUUGUUUGAGCAUGAUACACGAACAAUGCCAACAGACCGUGCAGAGGAGUUGAAGCUUUGUUUCCAAUCAGUAUUUUCUGUAUUUGAUUACUGCAAUGAGUGGCUAUCAGCAACAAGACAGUUUGCCAAUUACCUGGUUUCUCUGGAUGUGACGACGUCAGAUAUGUGGCUUGAUAAGAUUGAGUUGGUUAAAAGAUUUAUUGAUUCAUUUGGAAUGGAUUUGAUUGCGAUAAAAUCAGCAGAAUGCAAUUCGUUCGAACGAACCAUUCUCUACAUCGAAAAAUGUUAUCGAGAUGGUCAUAUUGAUGAUACUUCUUUCAAAUUAGGCGAAUUAGACGCGUCAAAGACUUUGCAAAACAUGUAUGCCAAUAUAAAUGAUUAUGAUGCAUUAAAUGGCGUGUUGAAGUUGUUUUCAACAAACAACGUAAAACAGAAAUUGACUGCAUUCCAGUAUAACGAUAAUUGGAGCUUGGCAUUGGAAUCAUUCAAGGUAUUGGGAACUGGUGAAGAAUCUUCUGUGGAGUAUAACACCAAGUUAUUAAAAGCUUUGAGUGAACAUGGAUCUUACGAUGAAGUACUUUCCACCCUUUCAUCAACCACUGAUGCUGGUGCUAUACAACAAACUCCAUUGGAUUGGGCUUUAGUGGGGUUGAAGUCUGCUGUAUAUUCAGGCAAGAUGGAUCAACUACACAAAUGGUUACAAGUUACUGAUUCGCUAGGCAAGGCUCAAGAUAUCGAGACAGUGGUGAGUUACGAAUUGGCAAGGUAUUUGCAAAAGCUAUACAAUGAUGAAAAGCCUGAUUUUGCGGAGUCCAUGAAUAAGUUAUUCGAUGUCAUUGGUCUGUCGCUUGUGUCUUCAGUAUCUUCCAGUUUUAGCAAAAAUGUGAGUUUGAUGAAUCAGUUGCAUUCGUUGCAUGACAUGGGAGAGAUAUUAUCAUCAGUUGACCAAAGCGAUAUCUUGAAAGUUCGAUUAAGCAAUGUUGAUCAAGAUUUUGAAACGCAGAAUAAAAUCUUGACGAUACAUGGUGUUGCCAACCACAUUAUUAAAAAUGACCAGCAAGUUUCUGAUAUUUUUUUACUCCAGUCCAGCCUUGCACGUGAAAAUGGCAGACUUGACAUUUCAACUAGAUCCAUAGUGCAAGCCAUGGCUUUGAACAACCUGGUAGCAAACAUUGAAUUGGCCAAAUUGUUGUGGACGGAAGGAAAGCAAUCGGAAGCAAUAAAGACAAUUUCAGAAGUCUUGACUGGUAAUCAACUUGUGGAUAACAAAUCCAAAGCCAAGGUUCAACUUCAAUACGCCAAUUGGCUAGAUGAGUCGAAUCAUUUAUCUGCACACCAAAUUGUUGAGGAGUACAAGAAGGCGUUUGAGUUGGAUAAAGAGUACGAAAAAUCGAGUUACGAUAUUGGGAAAUAUUUCAACAAAUUGAUUGAGUCGUCCAAGGAUUCAUCUGGAUUUUAUGAACAUUUGACUGUGAGAAACUUUCUUACAGCUGUUUCAAUCGGAUCGCUGUUUAUAUUCGAAGCUCUACCCAAGCUCAUAACUAUUUGGUUGGAUUUCGCCAAGAAACCAAAUAAGACCAAGUCUGCGGAAAAGAAAUUACAACAGAUAAUCCAUGAUUUGAAUGCCAGCUUGAAAAGCGUGCCAACAUAUGCGUGGUACACUGUGAUUACCCAAAUUCUUUCAAGAAUCGUCCAGGAUCAUGAACCUUCGUACAAAAUCAUGGCAAAUGUGGUGUCAAAUAUCAUAAUUGAGUAUCCACGUCACAGCUUGUGGUAUGUUCUUUCUCAUAUCCAUUCAACAGAUCCAAAAAGAAAGCUUAAAGUGAAUACGAUUUUGGAAUCGUUAAAAAAGUCAAGAAAAUCACAUGGUGUUUUGAUAAUGGCGGCGCUGGAGCUUUUUGAGAAGCUUAUAGGGAUCGCGUCUAAGCCUAUUAAUAAGUCAUCUAGAACAAAGCAAUUGUCAUUGUCAAAAUAUUUCGGUAUUGAAGAUGCCUCCAAGCCAUAUGAUCAACUAGUUAUACCCGUGCAAUCUAAUCUCCAAAUCAGACUUCCCUACAAAGAGGUUGCUAAUUAUACGGCAUUUCCCAAGAGUGCAUCGGUUACAUUUGAUGGUUUUGACGAUGUUGUUAAUAUAUUUUUUUCUUUACAAAUGCCGAGACAAGUUACUAUUCGAGGCUCUGAUGGAAAUGCGUAUCGAUUAAUGGUCAAAGGUGAUGAUACUAGGAAAGACGCCAAGGUGGUUGAAUUUACAACAAUGGUUAAUCGUAUACUUGCCAGUAGUACCGAAGCAAGGAAAAGGGGAUUGAAUGUGGCCAAUUACUCGGUGAUUCCAUUAUCGGAGAAAAUUGGUGUUAUUGAAUUUGUUAUGGAUGUUCAAACAAUGAAGGGGAUUGUAAAUGAGCAGAGGAAACGAUUAGGUAAAGUUGUCAAUGAGCGUAAAAUAUUUGUGGCAUUAAAUUCAGCACAAAAGUUUAUUCAAGAGGGAAAAUCAGAUGAGACCAAAUUGAAACAUUUGGUGCAGCUAUUCAAAUCGAUUGUCCAAAACAAUGAGCCCGUGUUACACCAAUGGUUUAUCGAGCAAUUUUCUGACCCCAGUGCAUGGUAUAUGGCUAGAAACAAAUUCACUAGGUCAACAGCGGUGAUGUCGAUUGUAGGAUAUUUGGUUGGACUUGGUGAUCGUCAUUGUGAAAAUAUUCUUUUCUUUAAAAACACUGGGGCAAUUCUUCAUAUCGAUUUUGAUUGUUUAUUUGAAAAGGGGAAAACUUUACCUACACCUGAAAUUGUGCCAUUCAGGUUGACCCAGAACAUGGUUGACGCUAUGGGAAUAUGUGGUGUUGAUGGAAGUUUCCGCAUUUCAUGUGAAGAAACUGGUAAGUUGUUGCGAAACAAUGAACAGUCAUUAAUGAAUAUAUUGGAGACAUUGCUCUAUGAUCCGUUAUUGGAUUGGAAGAACCAGGAUCCACAAAGAGACCUCAUGAAGGUUCGAAAAAAGAUUAGAGGAUUGAUGAAUGAAGACGAAGGGUUGGCAAUGAAUAUCCAUGGGCAAGUUGAUGUUUUGAUACAAGAGGCGACUUCAAUAGAAAGAUUGGCACAAAUGUAUGGAGGAUGGUCAGCUUACAUUUAG